UGAUGCAGUAAUGAGCAGCUUUUGGAACUUGCGAGCCCUGAUCUACGUCACGUCGGUCUGCAUCUUGGACGCGUUUUCCCUAAGUAACUUGUCUGUUAGCUAGCUAGCUAAUUAGCUUGCUAGGUAAGGAUUUUUUGUCGUUAUUUGCAACGUUAUGCUAGUUGUGUAAUCAUAAUUUUAGUUUUAAACUGAAACGAUAUAUUAAAUCGGUAUUUGUUCUGUACAAAAACUGAAAAAAGCCUUUUUGCACUGUGUAAAGAUUCCCUUUCCGUUACUUCGAUAUCCGUUCCUAAGUAGGUUAACCUAACAACGCUGGGUUGGAUAAGGUUUGGGUUUUGUGCCCUGCAAAUGCUGCGUUAGCGAAGAGCUAGCAAUCUAGGACACGCGUUUUUGUUUCCAUGGAGACUGACGGGACGCCCUGAUUUGGCGUUGUCACAAGUAAGGGGGAAGAACCUCGGAGAGUCGUUCCUGUAUUUCUGUAGGCUCGUGAAAACGCAAGAUGCCAUUUUACAACAAUAUCUAUUACCCGUUGUCAUCAGAGCCCCAGGGGGCUCAUUCCUCAGCAGGGAUACCAUCUCUGCUGAGCUCCCCACAGAGCCAGCCAUCCUCAGGCGGUCAGGGCCAACCCGAUAGUUCUACAAUGUCUGGAGCCUUCGGGGGUACUGCUCUCCCCGCCCCCUUCAAGUUCCGUGCCCGCCAUGAGAGUGUGGACUGGCGCCGGAUCAACGCGGUCGAUGUGGACCGUGUAGCCUGUGAGCUGGACUUCCAGAUGCUGCAGGAGCAUGUGGCGACAGUGGCGUUCUGCAACCUGGAGGGUGAGCGGUGCACCCGCUGCCACAGCCAGGUGGACCCGGCGCUGCUCAAGCUCUUCCGGUUAUCCCAGCUCAUCGUGGAGUACCUGCUGCACUCGCAAGACUGCCUGGCCAUCAGCCUGCAGGUGGCCGAGCAGCGGCUCCAGGCCCAGGCACACGAAGUGGAGCAGCUCACGGAGCAGUUGCGAAAGUGCAGCCAGGAUGCCAAGUCUUUAAAGGAAGAGCUCAAGCAGAGAAGGAAGAUCAUUACCUCUCAGCAAGCCAUGAUCAGCGCGGGCUUGGCUAAUUACCAUAAGUGCCAACAUUGCGAAAAAGCCUUCAUGAACGCCUCUUUCUUGCAAAGUCAUAUGCAACGCAGGCAUCCUAUGGAUUAUGACAUGAAACUGAUGACUGAUAAUCAGAAGAAAGUUCAGACUGUGAAGUUAGCAGAAGAAGUCAAUAGGCUACAGGACCAACUAAUGCAAAUGGAGGCACAACAGAAAGAUUACACUGCCGAACGCAAUAGAGAGAAAGAUCUGACACAGAAACAGGAGCAGUUUAUGAAGCAGUUGGAAGUCUGGAAGGAGGAUGAGCGUGUGCGUAUGAACCACAGAAUUGAUGAAGUCAAGCAGGCCUGUCAAAGAGAAAUGGACUCACUUCACCAGAGGAACAGAAAUCUAGAGAAAGAAGUGCUAAAGCUGCAGCAGAGCAAUAAGAUACGGGAGAGCACGCAGGCUGCUCAAACACAGGCAAACUUGGCUCAGAACAGUGAUGACAAGCACUGGCAGGAGGUUGCACAGCUCCGACAGAAAUUCCACAGACAGGAAAUGAAGUGGGCUGCAAAGAUGCAAAAAAUGAAGGAGGAGCACGAGAACGAGAAGGGUCAGCUCCAGGCUUCUCUGUCCCAAAUGCGCUCCUCUGUGUCUGAAGGGAAGGAAGAGGCAUGGAGGCACACGAAGGAGCUGGAGCUCCGGCUGCAGGAGCAGGAGCAGAUCAUUGCUUACCAGAGCAAGCAGAUGAAACAGAUCACUUCAAGUCCACCUACUCUAGUAGUGCAACGAGAAGUGUCAACCCCAGAACUUAAAAACAAAGUGGUGGUCAAUGUAAAGCAGUCCAACUUGGUCCAUAAAUUGGAUCCUAUAGUGGAGCUGUCAGAGGAGGACAAAGAUUCCUCAAGUGUCACAGAAGCCCCUUUUGGUAUCCAGUCCUGGCAGCAAAAGGCAGACGAGCUGCUCCAGCAGCCAGGCCUCAAGAGGGACAUGCGGCUUGUUGUGCAGCAAAGCCUACAGUACAAGCUGCUUAAUUUGGGCAUCCAACCUGGUGUAAGUGGACUCUCUAAGACAGCGUAUAAGAGCGCCAUGACAAAGGUGGCGUCUGAAAGACAGCAGAGGCAGACGAAGAACCCAGCGUACCAUCAGGUACAGAAGGAGAUCAACCAAAGACUAGAGCAGAGGGCUCAGGAAAGAACAAUGGUGCUUGCCUCCAAAUCCAAACAACCAGCACAAGCACUUUCAUUAGCUCAGCCCAGGCCACGAUCAAGUAGCUUACCGAACACAGUCACCAGAGUAGCAUCAGGCCAUCCACCCAAACUGCAGCACACACCCCAGCCAGCCCAUUGGAGCAAGACUGGCACUCAGACACCCAAGCCAACUAUCUCACUCCUGCAUCAAAAAACCCCUCCAUUCAGUUCAGACGAAAACUCCUCAGAGGAAGACGAGUCUGAAGAAAAGUCUCCACAGACUCAGAAACCCUCUCAGGUUAAAGCCCCACAGGUGAACACCACCGCAGUGAAAACUCAGCAUCCAAGAGCCCAGCAGCGCACUGCUCCCCAGGCUCUAGCCCCACGUUCCGAUGCCCUUCACCAGAGAGUGCAGCAGGCCCCUGUACUCAGUGUGAGCAGAACAGAGGGAACUGAGGUCGAGAGCGAGAGCGAGUGGACUGAAGGCAGUGAGAUGGAGGAGCUUGCUUUGGAACGGCUGUCGAAGUUAACGGACCAGAAUGGAAAUGUGCAGAAAACAUUUCACAAUAAUGUAAAGGCACUGACCAAGAAUCUGGAGCAGCAGCUUGAAGAAAGAGGCCUGAGAAAGCCAGUAGGGGGUGUAAACACAGUGUCAGAAAAGCCUUCUACAGUCACUAAAACAAAUGAUGUGGUGCAGGAGCUAAAAUACACAGAUAUUAAUGGUAGUGAUGAUGAUGACUGGGAUAUCUCAUCUCUGGAGGAUAUUCCUGCUGCACUCAAACCUAAUCCAGCCCUUGUGAGGAAGAGUGCAGACAAGAGUAUUGACACCAGCACUAGUGUGUGGGGCACUUCCACAGGCAAAGGACAGAAGCCAGGUCUCAAUGCAGGCACAGGCAGCAGUAUUGUGACUGUUAGUGACUGGGAUGACUCGGAUGGCAUAUAAAUACAGUAACAUGUAUUUAAAAAGCAAUUGUAAAAAUGUAGUACCAAAAACUAAUUUUAAAAUAUAAUAAAUAGGUUUCUGCAUUAUAAAUAAGUAAAAAUGUUCAGUGAUUCCUUGCUAAUGUACUGUAAUUCACAUAAAGAUAUAGCUGUAAUAACCUCUAGUAAAGGUACAAUCUAUUCAGGGACACCAGUGUAGCAAAAGACUUUCAUACCUUGUCAGUUUCUUGUUAAAAUUUUGUAAAAGUAAAUAAAUAAAUAGUUCAUUUUGAACAUUGUCAUUGAAUACUGCACUUUGGAAAAAUUAUACAUGGAUUUUUAAGAGAGAAUAUAGUUUAUUUUUUCUAAAGAAACAUGUUAUGUUUAACACAAUAAACCUUUUUUUCAGCAAAAAAAUGAAUUCCUUGUGGUUGGCCUUAGUUCUUUAGAGCAGAAAUUUAAAAGACUGUUUAGGUGAUCUCCAUUAAUAGCAACAGUGAAAAGUUUAGACACCUGAUUGACUAUUUUUCAUAAUACUGAAGAUGUACAAGUUAAAACCAUAUGCUUAAAUCUAUUUAAAAUGUAUUUAUUCAUGUUUUUUCUUCAAUGCAUCCUCAAUAAGUACUUUUUUCUAUAGCUUAACCUGUAGCUCCAACAUUUAGAAUUUUGAAAUUGUUGGAAGAAUAUCCCUAGCUGAGUAGCACAAGAAGCGGAAAAAUUGCCAAGAAAUGUUAACAAGGUGGAGAGUAGCUAGUUUGAAGAAUCUUAAAAAUAGAACACAUUUUUGGUAACUACUUGAUACCAUAUGUGUUAUUACAUAGUUAUGAUAACACUAGCAUUUUAACAUUUACAAAACCAACAAAAACGCGAGUACAGAUUUUUGGUUGGUGCUGUAUAACGUGAGGUUGAAAGGAUUAAAAUGCAUAGGAGGAAUUAAAUAGUGCAAUAUAAACAAAAUAAAUACUAAAAUCCAGCCUCACCUUUUGCAUUGCAUAGCUUCUUCCCACCCUCUUUGGGCUGGUGUUUCAGUGUUUGAGCACUGGGUAACUAAUUGCUUGACUGUGAGUGUUGAUGAGGAAAGGCCACACUCUCGCACAAGCAUAUACACACAUGUAUAAGUAACCAGUGUACUUUAGUAAAAUAUGUAGAGAUAUUCAGAAUUCUGUCGGAAAUGUCCUGUUUCUCUGGAAUCCUUGUAUACUUCAAUUUGAAUAUGAAUUUAUAUAUAUAUAUAAUUCAUUGUCAAUGGGGGAUGGAAAAAUGCAUUCUGAUCUGAUGCCUAGGUAGGGUUUUUUUCUUUGUUUUGACUAUAGCCCAUUUCUACACAAUUCAAAAGCUCACCUCUGAUGAUUACUCAUUAGUGACUAGUACAACCAACAAUGUUACUAUAUAUAAAGUUAUAACAUUUGGAAUGUAUUUUGAUUAUUAAUCUAUACUAUAAAUCUGGAUUACAUUUGGUCUAGUAUAUCCCAUAAACAAAUUAAACACGUAAUAUUGGUAUAUGAAGGAACAAACGCAUAUAUAAGUAAACUACAGCAAAUGAGUAACUCCAGUGUACUGUACUAAAAUAUGUAAACAGGAUGUUUCAGACAGGGGUGCUUCAUUAGAGAAGCACUUUGUUCACACAGCUGAUGAAAGACCUCUGUCUGAAAGUUCAGUUUCCCUGUAA
Messenger RNA from Electrophorus electricus (electric eel), 4840 nucleotides. RefSeq names its product DAZ interacting zinc finger protein 1 (gene dzip1). Gene Ontology annotation, biological process: cilium assembly. The record is from RefSeq and is a predicted model, not a curated record. Gene Ontology annotation, cellular component: ciliary basal body; cytoplasm. NCBI's taxonomy places the organism in Eukaryota, Metazoa, Chordata, Actinopteri, Gymnotiformes, Gymnotidae.